AUCGGUUAGAAGCAUCCUUGCUUCUACGUGUUGUUUGUCAUUUUCUCCACAUACAUUGUUUCUUCUUUUCUAUAAAUCUAGCUACUUCCUAUAUCCAGCUUAGAUCCCACAAAAUUUAAUCACAUCAACUUCAUCUCUCUUCCUCUCUCUCCCAAUCACCAAAUUUCUCCAUUUCAAGAAAAUCAAGAACUCCAAAAAAAAAAUUAAAAAAAUGGCUUUACUAGUUCAAGAAAGCUCAAAUCUCCCAAGAAUCCGACAACAUUUUGGUCCAUUAAUCGAAAAUCGUCCCAUGUUGCUCAAAGAUUUUCUCAGAGACGAUGCUUCUUCGCAUUCACGGUCUCUGUCGGGCAAGUCAACGGCGGCGGCGAAGUCAAACAAGCCACACAUCGUACUACUCCGAAGCUGGUCGAGGAGGGCCGCCGCCACGAAGCUCUCCGCCGUCCAUAAAGUGAUCAAGCUGCUCCACUUCGCCUCCUCGAAAUCGCCGGCGACCAUUUCGAGGAAGUUGGCCAGCAGGAGGCCGCGGCCGGCUAAGGACGACGGCGACGGCGACGGCGGCAUCCUAGGUGGCGUCUCGGAAGUCAAAGUCAAGGUCAAAGACAUCUUGCGGUGGAGAUCCUUCAGGGACCUGGCGGAGGAUGACCCUAGGCCGUUGGAUUUCCCGCCGUCACCUCACCGGAGCGCCGCCGCCGCUGCCGCUGCCACUUCAUGCAGCAAGAGGUGCGACGGUGAAAAUGAAGAGUUGUCCACGUUAAAGAAUCCCAAGGGAGAUUGGUCAUCAUUUGAAGAAUAUGAGCAGCAAAGCCCAGUUUCAGUUCUUGAUUCACCAUUUCAAGAAUGCACUCAUUUUCAUCAAAUCCUUGAAAAUCUUCAAAGAGCAAAAUGGUGUCACAAAGGAAAACUCGCCAUCUACGAAGAGAAAGCAAGGCAGCUGCUGAGCCAAGUCGAGGAAGAUCACGGCGACGACGACGAGGACGUGAUGUUGGAUUUCUUCAUCGACGAAGUUUCUAGAAAUGGGAAGUUGCACGAUGAUGAAUUUGAGUGUGAGAUUUUGAGGGUUGCAAGAUCAUGGGUGGGUGGGGAGAUGGGGGAGUCGUAUGAAUGGGAGGUGGAAGAGGAGAGAGAGUCGUUUGUGAAGGAUAUGGAGAGAGGGUUUUGUUGGAACAAGUUUGAAGAAGAGAGACAAGAGAUGUGUGAGGAUUUGGAAGUUGGGGUUUUCAAUUGUUUGUUAGAUGAUCUUCUUGCUGAUUUUCUUUGCUAGAUCAAGUAAUUAAAUCAAAACACGAGACAUAUAUAUUAAUAUAUAUAUACGUAGACAUAAUUGAGAAAUUUGUGAUAUGGAUUAUGGAGUCGUAGUAUAUAUGAAUGAUCGUGUUUGUAUAA
Molecule: messenger RNA, 1383 nt
Organism: Salvia miltiorrhiza (redroot sage)
Lineage: Eukaryota; Viridiplantae; Streptophyta; Magnoliopsida; Lamiales; Lamiaceae
Exons: 3
Coding region: 212-1261 (349 amino acids)
Source: RefSeq, a predicted model, not a curated record